AUGUCACAGCCCUCUGACCAGACCGUGCCUUCUGCUGAGGGCUCGGACUACCCACAAAAGAUAAUUUCAAAUCAGCGACAAGACGAGACCGAGGAGCUCGAUCUCCUUGUAACUCAGCUUCUCGCUCUCGAAGCAACGUCUACGCCUGUGCAAGUGACAGACGAAUCAGAUAGCACGAGAGUCGUGUUUACUAGCCUCCCGAACGAAAUCAUACUACACAUCUUCAAGGAGACGACGCCUCCAUGGCACGAAUACGAUCCCUCCACCAUUCAAGGAGCUCAUAACCCAUGGCUUGAGGCACUCCGGACCAGGAAGGCCCUCUCACUCGUAUCCAAGUCUACUCUUGGCCCGGCCAGGAUAGUUCUCUACGGAGACAUCGUGAUACGUCGCAUGGGCCAGAUACCAGCACUUGCUCGCACUCUGCGGGUCACUGGUGACGGUACCUUCCACGGCGAUGUCGCACACCUCGUGCGAUCAAUCCGCAUCGAGCAAUGUCCUGUCCUGGCGACGUACAAACAAACGAUACGCGAAUGCGUCAGCGUCAUCCUGAAACGAUGCACUCAACUCCGGUCGUUCUCGUAUCACCCCCACCCCGCGUUCCCCUUUAUAGACAACGUGCCCGAACUCGACCCCGAAGUUGUGGACGGAUACUACUACAACCCUAUGUGGCUCGUAUCCCGAGAUGGGCCACUCCUGCAUCCUUUGUCAUCGACGUUGAAAAGCCUCGUUCUUACUAUCCCUCUCUCCCAGACCACGGUCACAGCGGUCCAUCACCUCUUCCACAACACAUAUACACUGUCCUCCCUAGUGCUCGCUGCAACCGAAAUCGAGCGCGACUUGAACCUCCCGGAGCUUAUGCGCUUUCCCGUCAUCCGGAUGCAUUCCCUCUGCUCCUUAGAGAUCGAUGCGGGCUAUCCGGACCUUCUGGAAUAUGUCGUCUCCCGAUGGGAAAUACCCUGCCUCACGCAGCUCACUCUCCUCCGAUGCACCGAAUACCCCACUUCUUUCCUCCACACAUUCGCGGCACAUCUCACCUUCCUCCACUUCUACGUCUGCACCCGCCGAGCCAUCCGUUCAUUUAGCCAGGACCAGAUCGAGAACCUACCGCGCGUAUGCCCCGCACUCGUACACCUGGUGAUCCCCGAGCUGCAGUGCGGACCGCUGACGCUCCACUCAUCCACCCUGCAAUUCCUCGACGUGUGGGCCGUCAGCGUGAGGGCCUCGACGCUGUCUUCCUCCGAACACGCAUGCGCUGUAGUGCGCGCCCGGCUGCUUAACCCUGCGAGCCACGUUCCAUACCUCCAUUGCGCCCGGCUCCUGUUGACGGUGUACACCUCGUAUCCGAGGAGCGACCUGCCUUCACUGGAGACUUGUUUCCGCGGCCCUGACUGGCCGCGCAUCUGCCACCCAACCCUCGUCUCGACCAGGUCGCAUGGCCCUCUCUUCAUACGCUUUUCUGGGACAUGGGUUGCGCAGUUCGCAUGGGGUCUCGGGUCCGCGGAUCACCCCAAAGUAAGACGUCGCAAGGACGAGGAGGGGUACACGGAAAACUGGCCCUCCAUCAAUCCUGCGCUGCGCAUGGACGACUGGUUCAAUCGGGUGCUCCGGGAAAGUGAUCGCAACGUAGGCAUAGCGCAUGACUCCGACUCGGACUCUGACGACUCUGACGAUGAAAAACGUGGGGUGGAUGCCGAAGAGGCCCUCCUGCGAUCUCAGCAAUACGACUCUCACGAGUCAGACUCCGGCUCCGAUGGGGAGUCGGCUUCUGGGGACGACCGCGAGGAUCCUGAAGCCAUCUUAGACGAGUUUACGCGCAGUCAGAACACUCGGUAUCACAUGCACUCACUCUUGGACACAAAUUGA
Molecule: messenger RNA, 1863 nt
Organism: Trametes versicolor FP-101664 SS1
Lineage: Eukaryota; Fungi; Basidiomycota; Agaricomycetes; Polyporales; Polyporaceae
Exons: 3
Coding region: 1-1863 (620 amino acids)
Source: RefSeq, a predicted model, not a curated record